AGGAAAUACAGCAGACCCCCGAACCUGAGGACCUUUGGAGAGCAGCAUGUUUUUUGGUAACACAUGUCAAAAUGGCCUCAUGCCCACCUUGAUGCGCCCCACCCUGCCUGCCGUCCAGACCUCGCUGGGCAUGAAGCAGUUCCUCCCGUUCCCAUUGGACGCCACCGCGGCGGUCCGCCUCUUCCCUCGGUUCAACGCGAUGGACCCCGUGCAGAAGGCCGUCCUCCAUCACACCCUCGGCCUCCCCCCCACCGCGAAGAGGAGGCACGUCUCCUGCAGCGUUUGUCGGCUGCGGUUCAACUCGCAGAACCAGGCCUUGGCCCACUACAAGGGGACCAAACACGCCAAGAAGCUAAAAGCCCUGGACUCUCCGAAGAGCAAGCUGAAAGGCUCAGCGGUCACCAAGGAGACCGCCAACCAGGAGACCGCCAAGGGCAUCAACACCUCGCAGGUCCCCAACGGCACCGACGGGGAAGAUGGCGUUCUUGGAGCGGUGCCCCCACCGCUAUCCCCCGUGCUCCGGCUCCCCUUGGCCUCCUUGACGACCCUCCCGACGCCAACGCCGGCCCCCGUGGCCUCGCCGAUCGUCCAGAGCGCCCCGGAGACUACCUCGGCAGCUGGGGGGGACUCGUCUGUCAACUCGCCCUCAGAACCGGACCUGGACCCCGAGGCCGAACCGGAGGGGAAGGCGGACGCGGAAUCAGAGGAGGAGAAAGCUCGACGUCUCAUGUACUGCUCGCUGUGCAAAGUGGCGGUCAACUCUGCAUCGCAGCUGGAGGCUCACAACAGCGGUACAAAGCACAAGACGAUGCUCGAGGCCCGGACCGGCGUGGGCUCCAUCAAGUCGUUCCCCCGGUCGGGAGUCAAAAGCAAACUGGCUACGACCGUCAAAUCGACAACGGGCCUGCAGAACAAAACCUUCUUCUGCGAGACGUGUGAUGUGCACGUCAACUCAGAGACUCAGCUGAAACAGCAUAUCAGCAGCCGGCGCCAUAAAGACCGAGCAGCAGGUAAACCGGCCAAACCUAAAUACAGCCCCUACAGCAAACCGCAGAAGGGCCCGACCAAGCAGCCGGUCAACGUGUCCCUGGGUAAGGAGCGCCUGUGUCCGCCUCUCACCUCGCAGAUCCUACCCGCUCACCUGGCGGCUGUGGCCGCCGCCCUCGGCAACGCAUUCGGGCACCGCACCAACCACAUCGCCAACCACGCCCACAUCGCCAACCACGGCCCCGCCCCCGGCCUCUUCCAGACACAGUCCCUCCCUGCCGCACUGCUCCGCCCAGCCCCCGGGCCUGUCAGGACCUCCCACCCACAACUCCUAUUUUCCCCUUAUUGACCUGUUUGACCCCACCCACCCACGUCCCCCCCGCCAUGGGACCAAACCGGGUGCUUCACCAAGACCGGGCCCAGGAGUUGCGUCAGCAUCUGCACUCCUUCUAUGCAUCGGGCGCGAAACACCUUCUCACCUCUCCUCACGUGGAUUAUCCCACAUUUAAAGCAACUGCAGCUUCUCUUGGUGGAUUUAUUUCUCCGGUCCCAGCGAAAACUACAACACACAUGCUUUCUGUGCCAUCCUGCAGCCCCGGACCUGGACCUGGACCUGGACCUGGACCUGGACCUACAUCGUACCGCAAUAAUAUCGAAGACUAACCCCCGUGAACUAUGCAGUGUCCUUAUUUCACAGUUUGAGCUCAACUACAGUAGAGAUGUGCGUUUUGCAAAGAUACAGCGUGGCACUAAGAUCAUUGCUUUUGGAGGAUUACUGUGGCUCGUUAUUUAAAAAGGCUGUUCUGAUCUUAAAAGCGAGCAAGGCCCUCCCCUGUUCACGUAUGCACUUUAAGCCCCGCCUCCUCUGUUGAUGUCGACAUUAGCUGUGUUAGAUUAGAGUACGUUGUCGUGACGUGAUUUUUUUUUUUUUGUAUCCGUCCUCGCAAAUC
Cyclopterus lumpus (lumpfish) is the source of this 1937-nucleotide messenger RNA. It is a transcript of the gene znf385d, whose product is annotated as zinc finger protein 385D. The transcript is spliced from 8 exons. NCBI's taxonomy places the organism in Eukaryota, Metazoa, Chordata, Actinopteri, Perciformes, Cyclopteridae. Gene Ontology annotation, molecular function: nucleic acid binding; zinc ion binding. Bases 47 to 1336 code for a protein of 429 amino acids. Gene Ontology annotation, cellular component: nucleus. The record is from RefSeq and is a predicted model, not a curated record.